Cannabis sativa is the source of this 1804-nucleotide messenger RNA. Its product is annotated as nuclear pore complex protein NUP54. Gene Ontology annotation, molecular function: structural constituent of nuclear pore. The record is from RefSeq and is a predicted model, not a curated record. The transcript is spliced from 9 exons. Lineage: Eukaryota; Viridiplantae; Streptophyta; Magnoliopsida; Rosales; Cannabaceae. Bases 168 to 1394 code for a protein of 408 amino acids. Gene Ontology annotation, biological process: protein localization to nuclear inner membrane; NLS-bearing protein import into nucleus; nuclear pore organization. Gene Ontology annotation, cellular component: nuclear pore; nuclear pore central transport channel.
UGAAAAAGCCCAUAUACCGAAAAGGAGAAGAAGAGCUUAGGACAGUGUAAAUGAGUCCAAGAAAACAUUUCUCAAAACGGUGCCUCCCGCUCGAAAGUUGAAUACACCAAAAGGGUUUCGCAUUUCAAUUCUCUGCGAAAUUCAGACCAACCUUUUCAUCUUCCACAAUGUUCGGAUCUCAGUCUUCAACACCGGCCUUUGGCACUCCGUCUUCAGCUCCGGCCUUCGGCGCUCAGUCUUCAACUCCAGCCUUCGCCACUCCGUCUUCAACCCCAGCCUUCGGUACUCCAUCUUCAACCCCGGCCUUCGGCACUCCAUCUUCGACUCCGGCUUUUGGAACACCAUCAUCGGGUUCGCUUUUCGGUACCGCGUCUUCGGCUCCAGCCUUUGGGUCUUCGUCGACGCCUUCUUUCAACACUGGCUUCGGUUCGUUGCUCUCGACUCCCUUUACUUCGCAAACUCAGGCUCAGCAGAGCUCAUUGUUUCAACAGCAGACCCCGUUGUUUCAGCAGCAGACACAGUCGGCCGGUGGUUUUGGUUUUCAGACACCUUUCUCGACGCCUCAAACUUCUUUUUUUCCUAAUUCGCAAUUGACUACUCAAAUGGCUCCUGUUGCUCCUAUCCCGUUCUCUCUCGCUGAUCGUGACAUUCAAGCAAUUGUUGAGGCGUACAAGGAGGAUCCUGGAAACCCUAAAUAUUCUUUUAAGCAUUUGCUGUUCAGUGUAACCGAUGCCCAGUUUAGAGUGAAGCCUGCCGGUGUAUCGGAUAUUAUGUGGGCAGAGGCUAUGAGAAAGCUCGAGGGUAUGGAAAGUACAGAUCGAGAACGGUUAUGGCCUCAGCUUGUUCAUGGUUUCAAGGAUCUUUCACAACGCUUAAAGCUCCAAGAUGAAGUAAUUGUUUCAGAUGCUGAGAGAUUGAGAAUGACUCAAAGCAAUGUGAAGAUGCUUCAAAGACAUUUUCAAGCAGACACCCUUCCAAGAAUCCAAAGAAUGAGACAAAAAGAGCAAGGUCUUCAAAGACGCCUUUUAAAGGUAAUGAAAAUAAUGGAGGCAUUGGAGGGAAAGGGUUGUCGUCUGCCUUUAACGAAAGGGGAAGCUGAACUUGCGGAGAAAUUAGCUGCAAUUGCUAGACAGUUAAAAGGAUCUGGUACAGAGCUUUCUAGAAGGGUACAAAAUCUACUCACCAUAUCCCGUGUCCAAGAAUGUUCUAUUAUAGGUGGUGGUUCUGUCUAUCUUCCAGGAUCAACGAAAAUACAUGACCGGAGUCUUGCUGAUAUGCAAGAGGUCUUACAACAACAGACUGAAGCGAUUGCUAGACUUGGCAAUGUUUUGAAGAGAGAUAUGAGGGACAUGGAGAUUAUAAUGGCCGAGGACACAGAUAUGAUAGAUGAUUAAAGCCCCUAAGCAUUUUGGCUAUAGUUACUGAUGCUAUUUUGUAUGUUUUCAGUCACUUGAGUCGGCUAUAAGAUCAGCCAGCGGUGUCAUGUUUGGGUGGUCUCGCUUUGAGAGCCUUCUAAUUUUUGGCAUGUUGGUUUGAGAACGGAAGAGUAUGCAAAGACCUAAGGAACUACAAUGCAAACACUAACAUGUUUGCUCUUGCUCCUAGCAGUAUUAAGCUGAUCAUCCGAUGUUUUGAUGGAUUGGGCCUCAUUGCCUCAUAAAUUAUUGAUCACCUAAAUUCUAGGGAAAGACAAAAGAAAAAAGAAAAAGUUUUGACAUAACAUGCAAAUUUAAUUGCACAAUAUGACAUUUUUUAUUAAGAAAAACUUAAAAAAAAGGUAGUGAAUACAAUUUAGAUUUUACUA